GCCUCGCUCUGGACCACACUGCGUUUCUGUCGCACUAAGACUUGGAGUAGAGCAGUUCCCAUGGAUCCAAACAUUCAGGGUUCCUUCCUUUUCAACAACAGCCUCAACCAGUUUUCUUCUGACCUGAAGGCUCCUGUGUGCCAGUAUUCAGUACCCAACUCUUUUUACAAGCUCAACCCGAGUCUCAACAGCCAGCUGCCAGCCGGGACGCCCCACGGCAUCAGUGACAUCCUGAGCCGCUCUAUGAUGGGAGUGGGCUCCACGGGCACAGGCACCCUGCUGUCCGGAUACUCUCCCAUGGGCAGCUUUGGUCCCUCUAUCUCCAACACGCCCGUGUACUACAACCGAGACUACAACUCCUCGCUGAACAGUUUUAACAAGCCGGCCUCAGAGUGCGCCAUGAAGGGGCGCAGUGUGGGCUGCUGGGCCGACAGCAGCUGUGAGUGGAGGACGGGGCGACAGCAGUGCUCCAACAAUAGUGGCCCUCUUGGAGAGAUGCCCAGCAGAAAAAAGCACACUAGGCCGACAUUCAGUGGACACCAGAUCUUUGCUCUGGAGAAGACUUUUGAACAGACCAAGUACCUGGCUGGCCCUGAGCGCGCCCGGCUGGCCUACUCUCUGGGGAUGACAGAAUCACAAGUGAAGGUGUGGUUUCAGAAUCGACGUACCAAGUGGAGGAAGAAAAGUGCGUCAGAGCCUAGCUCCACGCAAAUGUCCCACACAGGGCAGAGUGGAGAGGGCUCAGAGAAUGAGGUGGAAGAUGAGGAGUACAACAAACCCUUAGACCCAGACUCUGAUGAUGAUAAAAUACGCCUGUUACUACGGAAACACCGGAGAGCAUUCUCUGUGCUGCGCCUCGGACCACACCAUGUCUGAUCCACUGUACACUUAUCC
Molecule: messenger RNA, 894 nt
Organism: Periophthalmus magnuspinnatus
Lineage: Eukaryota; Metazoa; Chordata; Actinopteri; Gobiiformes; Gobiidae
Gene: nkx6-3
Product: NK6 homeobox 3
Exons: 3
Coding region: 61-876 (271 amino acids)
Biological process (GO): regulation of transcription by RNA polymerase II; cell differentiation
Cellular component (GO): nucleus
Molecular function (GO): RNA polymerase II cis-regulatory region sequence-specific DNA binding; DNA-binding transcription factor activity, RNA polymerase II-specific
Source: RefSeq, a predicted model, not a curated record